Ruditapes philippinarum (Manila clam) is the source of this 4563-nucleotide messenger RNA. RefSeq lists its product as uncharacterized. The coding region runs from base 3103 to 4527 and encodes 474 amino acids. Lineage: Eukaryota; Metazoa; Mollusca; Bivalvia; Venerida; Veneridae. The transcript has 3 exons. The record is from RefSeq and is a predicted model, not a curated record.
AUAAUGCGAAUAUUGGUACAUGUGCGGCGGUUAUUUUAUUGAGUUAUGUUUUAAUAUCCCAUCGAUGCACAGGUCCUAGAUAAAUUAUUUAUAUGGUAUAUGUGACAUGAAAUAUACUUUUACCCGGUUUUACGCAAAUGACCGUCAUUUACGUAUAACGGAAUAAGCCCACAAACGCAACAGUCAUUUGGAGGUUUUAGUUUUAAUAUACAAAUUUAAUCUUUUAUUAAAGUCGGUAUUUGGCCAAUCUCUAUAUUCAUAUUCCAAGUAAUAUUGAAUUCAAAAAUAUGUAUCGGAGCUAAUUCAUAAACAACUCAGUUGAAAUCAGCUUUAAUUAAUAAAUGACACAUUUUAUAUACCCGUAGGCUGUACCGUGUAACAAGUACAUUAAAAUCAAAUAUGAAUAUUUUACACCUUAAGGCUGAACAUUUAAAUGAUGUUUGCACCAUGUUAGCCUUUUUAAACAAUACUAAAAGUAAUAAAUCCUUAAUAAAUGACCCAUUUUAUAUACCCAUAGGCUGUACAACUAUUAUUUGCUGUUGUAAGCCGUAUUUUAAAUGUACAUUAAAAUUAAAUAUGAAUAUUUUAUGUCUAUAACUAAAGAUUUAAAUGAUGUUAACAUGAUGUAAGCCUCAAAUUAAAAAUACUAUAUAAAAGGUUCGACAGAAAAGCACACAAACUACAUAAAUACAAGGAAUAUACAAGUUUGUUAAAAAAAUGUCUUACUCGGGUAAGUUACUUUAUUAUUUUAAUCAUAUUGAUUUUAAAAAGUGUGAAUUAAGAAAAUAAACAAUUUCCUGUAUUUUAUUAUUAUUAUUUAUAUCAAUAUUUCAGGAAAAUGGCUUAACUGUUCCAGAAAAGCGGAAGAAGAGAGAAGAAAAAAUGAGGCUCUAAACGAAGUAAUUGAUCUAACGAAUGACGAAACUGUUGAUACGAGUCAUGAAAAUAACAGAAGCGGCUAUUUACAAAUAAAUGCACCAAUUACAAAACAGUUGGUGACCAUGUACCAGAUCCCAUAUAUUAUACAUCUAACGAAAGGAUCGUGUUUUUUAGAUUCAUAUUUAAUGUUUUUUUUUCUCAUGUCGACUGGACAGGGACAAUUUCUUAUCGCAAAUUUAAAAGUGUAUGUUAAACUACCAAAUAAUAGACUUUUGUCUAUAGCAAAAAGAUUAAAAAAAAUGCAAUUAAAAAAUCCUUCGAAACAAUACAAAAUAAAUUACUCAUAUGUUGAUGAAACCAAUUUUGAACCAAAAUCUUUUACUGCUCAUUGUGCUCUUUUAUGUUUGUUAAAGGUCUGGCAUAUAAUUAACGUAAUUUUUGAUCAAAGAUCCACGGAAUUUAAAACUUUGUUUAUAGCUUUAGUUGAUGUUGAUUCAAGCUGGAUCGGUCUCACACAGUUUAAUCGUCACACCAAAACAGUACAAAUUAACGUAAACUAUAAAAAAUGUGUAUGUAUAGAACAAUUUAUUUUAGUUCUUUUACACGAAUUUACGCAUAUGUUAUUAGGCCCCUCAGAAAGGGACCAUGAUUUGACCUUUUAUUCAACUUUUGCUGCUCUUUUGACUAUUUUUUUACACCAACAAGACAUACAUUUUUUGAACAAAAACAAUUUAAAUUCUUUACAAAUAGCAGCCGUGACAAAAUGACUGUGUGAUGACUUUUCUAUAAAAAAAAACAACACUUUUUUGCGCUUGACGCUAUAAAAAAAAAUGCAUAUGUUAAAUUUAAAUUUUAUAUGUUAGACCUUUAACAAACAUAAAAGAGCACAAUGAUUUUACCUUUUUAAUGUGCUACUUUAGACUGUCGCCUGUCAAAUUUACACAAGGAAAUAGUCUUGAAAAUAAUGUUAUUUGUAGUGGACGAGGGAUGAUCACAAAAAUUACAGAAUAUUAAAAAUAAAACAAUAAUUACAUAUAUUACUAUUAUGUGCCGGGUGUGCGUUACCAUGUUUUAAAUAUAGACAAAACUAUUCGUGCUAUAACAUUUGUUUACAGGUAAUGAUUUUUGAUUUAAAAUUAUUUAAUUGACAGUUCGUUUAAGUUUUUGUAUUAGGCCGUAUCAAUUUUACCUACAAAUUUUUAAUGAUAAACGUACUGAACAAGAACUUACUUAUAAAUACAGUAAAAACUCUGAAAACCGGACCCUCUGAAAACCGGAAUCCUUUGAAAACCGGACUUUUGGUCAAGACCGGACAGGGUCCGGUUUUUAGAGUUUUUACUGUAUAACGUUUACUUCGUUAAUAUUUUUGUUUUUAUCCUUUUCUUUGAAUAUAUUAUAUAUUUUUUAAUUUGUUUGUAUUGUAUUAUGUAUAUUAUGUAAAUAUUUGGGAAAUAAAUAUGUUUAAACUUAAUGUAUAAUAAAUAAACAUUGUAUAAACGAACUGAUUGUUUGUAAAGAUAUAAUAAAAUAAAAAAAAAAUACUUUUUUGCGUCUAUUUUUCGAAACUUCACAAAGGACAUUGAACAUAGUACCGCUACUGUCAUAAAAAUUCAAUUCGCCAUAUGUAAACAUAUUAAAACUGCCAUUAAAUGUCAUCUUAAAAUGUAAUAAACUUGUCCCAAUGUAGUGUGACCUAUUUCUAAACGAUACUAAAUGUCAUUAUACAAAGACAGUAAUCGAUAUUAAACCCUUUUUCAUAGUAAGCGCUAUUUUUAUCCAAUAAAAAUGUCAUCUUAAAUGAUAUUAAACUCGUUCCGAUGUAGUGUGACCUAUUUUUAAACGAUACUAAAUGUCAUUUUACAAAGACAGUAAUCGAUAUUAAACUCAUUAAACUUAUUAGUAAGCGUUAUUUUUAGACUACAUCUUCCUAUAAAAGCCCUAUUUAUCAAGACCACGUAGCACAACUUACGGUGACAGUAUGGUAACAAGAGACCACUAAUUUAUGAAAGAAUAGAGUAACGGUAAGAUUUCUUGCGCUACUAUUUUAUUUGUUAUACCUACUUGAAAGCAAAUAUUUCUUAGAUAUUUUAGUUCGUAAGAUCUUUCGCGCUAUUUUGUACUUAUAUUUUCGCAAGGUAUUGAAGGUCAUUAAUGACAUAGAAAUAAAAAUAAGAGCGAACGAGUUACUUAGCUCAUUUUUAUUUUAGAAUUCUAACAAGAAACAUGGAAAACACCUUUGAAGCCGUAUUUGAGACUUUGAUAAAUACUUUUACUGAUGAAAGUCAGCUGAUGAAUUUUGCGGCAACGUGGGGGAUACAAGAUUCCCCCGGGGUGCGGUUUCGACUAUUUCAGUUAAGGAACCCGCAAUAUGGAGAUAACUUUGUGAAUGAAGAACUGGAAAGUAUACUUGAAAGUUUAGACGGUACAUUACAGAUCCAAGAAGACACGGAAAAUUUAAAUAUGGAGCGGGAGAAUGUAAGAGAGCAAGAGGAGAUUGAAGGUGCAGCAAACGCCUUAUUAUUUGAUGAAGAAAUGGAUAAUAUGGCAACUGCCUGUGUGGAAGAUGGGGAGUGGAGCCCCCAGUCCCCAAUAAUACAAGAAGGGGGUGGGGAUGAUCCUCAACCGGGACCGUCUUAUAGACCUGACAACCCGAGAGAGCUUAAGUAUACGAUAAGGAAAAAAUCAGAAAGGACAUACGCAACAAAAGCAGCAGUGGAUCGGACAUUUCGAGUGAAAGUGGAUGAGCAGCAUUAUGGCCUCCGGCUACAGGAUGUAAGGCGAGGUCUUCACCAAAUGUUUGAAGACGUGUUGGAAGAACCCCGUGACAAUUUGGCGGGGAACGAUCUUGGCCGUGUUGUCAUUCAUCAUCAAGGAUUACACGACCCCAUUAUAGUCCCCCUUCAGCCCUUGGACCAGUUGAACGCCAAUAAAAUCAUGGAAAUCAUUGAAAAAGUACUCAACAGCAACCAAAACUUAUCCAUCGAUGAUAGUUUUUAUAUCUCUAUAGGCACUGUCGAAUUACCAAAAGGAGGAGCAAGGCGAAGAAUCACCAAAUUAAAAGGAAAAAACAAUUCAUUAAAAUUAAAAACGUCUAUAGUGACCAUUGAAAAUAAUGACCAACUGUGCAUGGCUAGAGCAAUUGGUGUUAGUUGGGCGAAAUUAAAUAGAUGUUCGUUAGAAGAAUGGAAAGAAAUUGCUAAAAACCGUCAAAAGAAGUCCAAUUUACAGCUUAUACUAGAACAUCAGCAAGUGCCAGAGAGUUAUUAUAAACAUUUAGUGAAUAAAAAGAGAGAUGAACAAAAACAGUUGGCGGUAGCCAUUAAUCAACUAGCCGGAGUACCUUUAGAUCGUCCCGCCAGUUUAGAUGAUGUGGAGGCGUUUGAUAAAGUGUUGGGAGUGCGCGUAAUGGUCGUUAGCGCCAGACUAGGUAACAAGUUUAUUACCAGCCCUAGUAAAGACAAACGUCCAUGUAUUUACCUGUACCUCGUGGACGACGACCACUUUCACGCCAUUACCAAUAUUACUGGUUUUUUAGCGCAAUAUAUUUCUGCGACCAAUGUCUCAAACACUACAACAACAGAGAAAAUCAUCAGUGUGAAACCUCCUGUAUCGUGUGUAAAACGGAUAAUUGCCCCGAAACAGACAUAACAGUCAAGUGCCCAAACUGUAACAUGAUCUGCAGAU